GUCUUGGAAAGCUGAAAAAAAGACAGAGAGGAGCUGGCCAGCUGCAUGUGCCACACUCACGACAGGACCUGGAAUUCAGAGGAGGACUCCCAGGCAAAUAAAAUGACAGAUCAGAUCACCGGGACCUUGGUUUUCACUGUCUUCACUGCCGUGCUGGGUUCCUUCCAGUUUGGAUAUGACAUUGGUGUGAUCAAUGCCCCUCAACAGAUAAUAAUUACCCAUUACAGACAUGUUUUGGAUGUUCCACUGGCUGACCGAAAAGCUCUCAGCAGCGAUGCUAUCGCCAGUACAGAGGAAAUGCCCAGAACCCCCAACCUAAUGAAUUCAACGCCAACCCCUCCGCCUGACGAAGAGCUUGUGGAAGAAGAUUCUGGCCUCAUCACCAUGCUAUGGUCCCUGUCUGUGUCCAGCUUUGCAAUUGGUGGAAUGAUUGCAUCAUUCUUCGGUGGGUGGCUUGGGGACCAGCUUGGAAGAAUCAAAGCCAUGUUGAUAGCAAACAUUCUUUCAUUAGCUGGAGCUCUCUUGAUGGGAUUUUCGAAAAUGGGACCAUCUCACAUUCUUAUCAUUUCAGGAAGAGCUGUAUCAGGACUCUACUGUGGGCUAAUUUCAGGCCUGGUUCCAAUGUACAUUGGUGAAAUUGCUCCAACCACACUCAGGGGUGCUAUUGGCGCUCUUCACCAGCUGGCCAUUGUCACGGGCAUUCUUAUUAGUCAGAUUGUUGGCCUUGACUUCAUCCUGGGCAAUCGUGAGCUGUGGCACAUCCUGCUUGGUUUGUCUGCUGUGCCAGCUGUCCUACAGUCUCUGCUGCUCUUCUUCUGUCCAGAAAGUCCCAGAUACCUUUACAUCAAGUUGGAUGAGGAAAACAAAGCAAAGAAAAGUUUGAAAAGACUCAGAGGAGGUGUUGAUGUCACCAAAGACAUCGCUGAGAUGAGAAAAGAAAGAUCAGAAGCAUCAAGUGAACAGAAAGUCUCCAUAAUUCAGCUCUUCACCAAUUCCAGCUACCGACAGCCUAUUCUGGUGUCAUUGAUGCUGCACAUGGCUCAGCAGUUUUCUGGAAUCAAUGGGAUAUUUUACUAUUCAACCAGCAUUUUCCAGACAGCUGGACUCAGCCAACCUGUUUAUGCAACCAUUGGAGUUGGUGCCAUCAACACAGUUUUUACUGCUCUUUCUGUGUUCCUCGUGGAGAAGGCGGGGCGACGCUCUCUGUUUCUGAUUGGAAUGAGCGGGAUGUUUGUCUGUGCCGUCUUCAUGUCUGUGGGACUCGUGCUCCUGAAUAAAUUCGCUUGGAUGAGUUACGUGAGCAUGGUAGCCAUCUUCCUCUUUGUCAGCUUCUUUGAAAUUGGGCCCGGCCCCAUCCCCUGGUUCAUGGUGGCCGAAUUUUUCAGUCAAGGACCACGCCCUGCGGCUUUAGCCAUAGCGGCAUUCAGCAACUGGACCUGCAAUUUCAUCGUCGCUCUGUGCUUCCCAUACAUCGCGGAGUUCUGUGGACCUUAUGUGUUUUUCCUCUUCGCUGGAGUGGUCUUGGCCUUCACUCUGUUUACAUAUUUCAAAGUUCCAGAAACCAAAGGGAAGUCCUUCGAGGAAAUCGCGGCAGAAUUCCGAAAGAGGGGUGGGUCAGCCCGCCCGCGGAAGGCAGCCACAGAAAUGAAAUUCCUUGGAGCUGCAGAGACUGCGUAGAGAUAGCCUGCUUUUUUAUGAACAGAAAAAGGAAGGAGCCUGUGUGUUUUCACAUGACAAUUCUUUGAGACUUGUAUAUCAAUAUCUUGAAGUAUUGUUUUAUUUUUUUAAAGAGCUUUUAUGGGCGCUGAUCAGAAAUGUCAUCUAAUAUUACCAAAGAAAGUAUUCUUUUUUAAGUUACAGAACUAUUUUUGAUAGUAAGACUCUGUAAUUAAGUAAACCUAAAAGCCUAGCUCAUUUCCCUACACUGAAGGGCAAGGGCAUUCUAAUGUUCCUAGUUCUAUUCUGUAUAAGGAGGUUCUCCUAAAAUUGAAGCCGUUUCAAUGGAGCAUAUUAUUGCUUCCUUAAGCACGUGACUAGAAACCUGAAGAUACCACUGAUAAUUGCAUAUUUGAACCUGAUUAAGGUGGAAUUUUCUCAUCCACAGGCCUCACACUAAAGGAGAUACGGCUAGUGGCAGUAAAGUCCGUUGUAAAAUUGAUAACUUUUCCAUUUCUCUCACUCAGUUUUCUUCCUGUGCAUUGGAAUUUACAUUUCGUUUAAAAUUUUUUAUGUUUCCUAUAUAUUCAUGUGGAAUGAUAUAUUCAGUAUAUUAAAAUAUGUUUGUAAAGAAAAACUUUAAUUUUUAGUAAGCUUACCAAACUCUUUCAGUACUUGGGAAAACAAACAACAUUUUAGUUCGUUUGGUGACCAAAUCGGUUUUUUCAGAUUAAACAGUAAAAAAGUUUUACCUGGUAAUGUAGCAUGAGUUAUCAGUUAAUAUUAACAUCUAUUAUAAAUCCCUGUUAAAUCACUUUCUUGUUGGUUUUACCCUUUGGGCUAUGUUUUGUUUUGCUUUUUAAUUGAGCACAGCCUGGUUUUCUGAGCUGUGUUAUAAAAUAGAGUCAGUGAGAAGUCAGGCGUUUGGUGUAUCUCCUCAAACCCCAAUAAACUAAAGCAGGCUAACUUAGGAAAUUUGAAGUGAAUGAUUGCUGUUUUUCAAAAGAAAACAUUUUCUGAAUCAAUAUGUUGCUAAACAGGUUGAAAAGGUAGGGUUGGCGAACUCAUGAAACUUCAUGACUGUUCAAUUUCAGACUUGAUCAAAAUCCCUUUUUAACUUUCCUGGAAAACUGAAUUCGCUAACACAAAACGACCCCCUAUCGCUUCCCUCUUUCUCUCAGCAAUAUGCGGAUGCUAUCUAAGCUGUUCUGCUGCAAUUGCCAGCAUUUAUUGUGCACUGCCUAUGUGCCAGGCACUGUUCUAAGUGCUUUCACUUAUGUAGGCAAAUUGAAAAUACACUGAUGAUGAAAUAGACUUUUGCUUUACAACUAUGAAAGUACAGUUCUGAUGGAUACCAAAGGCUUAGUGGGGCUGUUUGCCUCACAAAGUGGAGCACCUAAUCCAUCCUUAUUACGUUUGCUUUAAUGUGCAUAAUAUUACUCAAUAUUUGCUUUUUCAUUGUUGUUGCUUACCUUUAUGUAAUUAGGCAGUCCAAAUAAUGAAAUUAUUUCUUUUCA
Molecule: messenger RNA, 3173 nt
Organism: Myotis myotis
Lineage: Eukaryota; Metazoa; Chordata; Mammalia; Chiroptera; Vespertilionidae
Gene: SLC2A2
Product: solute carrier family 2 member 2
Exons: 11
Coding region: 46-1677 (543 amino acids)
Biological process (GO): D-glucose transmembrane transport
Cellular component (GO): brush border; membrane
Source: RefSeq, a predicted model, not a curated record